CUCGCUACGCCGUAGACGGAUCUACGGGACCGCGCAACUUUGAACGUGCUUUGUGAAUAAUUUCGUUUAAAUAACUGCUUCGCAAGUAUGGCGUGUUCUAAAAGCAUCACUCUACUGUUGGUGUGUCUCCUGAGUAGCGUAUUGUGCAACCCUGUGCGACGCUCGCCCGACCUGGAGGCACGCCGAAGGAGUGCUGAUCGGAAUAUGAUAAGAUUUGGCCGUUCAUACCCUCACGAAGCGACCGCCGCUGAGAUCCGGGAAUCAUUGCAGCGUCCAACUCGUCGUGGCAACAGCUUUCUACGUUUCGGCAGAUCCCAACCACUGACCUUCACUACCGACGACCUUAUAUCUCUUCUCCGCUCCUACGAAGAGGAUUACGAUACCCCUACCAAGCGUGUCUCCAACUUCGUCAGAUUCGGCCGUGAUCCCAAAUUCAUUCGACUAGGCAGGUCUGUUGAUGACGAAAAGACUUACGAACAGAAUACCGAUCUUUAUGUGAACGGUAAUCCUCAAAGGAAGAACCGAGCUAGAGACAGCUUCGUGAGACUUGGCCGUGAUAGUGAAGAUGUUAUUGAGACUGAGGAAGUUCUAGAUGAAAGAAGGAAGAGGUCUGUUGAAUGCGACGACUGCCAUACGUAAUUUUACCCCGCCUACUUAUAGAAACCGUGACGU
Messenger RNA from Papilio machaon (common yellow swallowtail), 672 nucleotides. It is a transcript of the gene Fa, whose product is annotated as FMRFamide-related peptides. The transcript is spliced from 3 exons. Bases 88 to 639 code for a protein of 183 amino acids. NCBI's taxonomy places the organism in Eukaryota, Metazoa, Arthropoda, Insecta, Lepidoptera, Papilionidae. The record is from RefSeq and is a predicted model, not a curated record.